AAUGCGUCUUGUGAUUGACGGUACUUCGUCUUCUCUUCGUUGAUUUGUUAUCUACAAAAGUCUGGUAGUAUGUUUUUUCUGAAGAAACAGCCCAAAUGGCCUUUCAAAUGAGACGACAAGAUGAUUGAAAUCGAUAACGCUGAUCAUACCAAAUUUGAGAAGGUUCCAGACGCUUCUGCUGUAAACGUCCAUGGAACCAUCACAGGAACCCAUUCGGAUCUAGAAAUGCGAAACAAAGUAGUAUGUUGCCUCCGUGAGCUGCUUCAUGUAGUUCAGUCAUUUUAUCAUGAAGAUGUCGUCGAACUAAAUUUUAUACAAAGUGGUUCUCUUCUUAUUGAAUUUUAUGAAUGGAGGCGAAAAAAAACGCAAGAAUUAAUGCAAGCACUUUGCUCAGGUCAUCUUGAUCCAGAGGACCUUUCCUUGGUCAGUGAUUACAUGUCGGGACAUGUUAAUAGCGAUGCUAUUUUCCCACCGAAUGGGGCUUUUCCUUCUUGUUUGGGUUCCCAACCAGUCUCUUUGGAUAAUGACUCAGAGGAUGACGAAGACGAACGUCGGUUGGACGAGAAUUCCCUACUGAAAUAUGCAGUGGAUGAAGUAAGCAUUCUCAAACGUGUCCUUGAACUUAAACGGGAUGGCUUAUGGUCAAUCGACGAUUCAUCUUGUGGAACAACAGAAACUGGAAGUAUCGAUAUCUCAACUAGUAUUUCUUUAGUUCCACCUUCUGAGCCAACAUAUCGUACUUACAGUGAUUAUAUGUUUGCAGAAAUUAAUUGGUUAGCUGAAGAUUUUAAGCGUGAACGUCAAUGGAAACGAGUGUCCGCUAAGAAACUUGCACUAACCGCCCUCAAAUGUUGUCGAGACAAGAGUGAACGGGCGUUAAAAAUAGAAAAGGAGGAGGUGGUCCGUAUUCGGAAGAUGUGUGCAUUUAUUGCUAGGAUGGUUCGUGAUUGGUGGCGUCAGAUGGAUAAGAUUGUUCAAGCCAAACAACAAGUACGACUAACUGCUAAACGUCAGCAAGCCAUUAGUUCACAUCUUGGUCAAGUACUUGAAACAACUGAGGAGUAUACUCGUUGGUUAACUGAAGGAAUAACCAGUUCUAAACCAAAGAAAACUACUGUUAGUAGUAUUCAGUCAUCUGGAGGCAACAAUCAAAACGAAAAUGUAUCAGAUAGUGGGCAGUGUAUUCUGAAAUCUCCUGUAAGGGAACUUGACACAUCCGACGAAGAGUUCACUGUAGAUGAAGUAGCUUUGAAUGAAGUUGAUGAUGAAGAAACUAUAGAGCAGGAAGAAAAAAUCGCCAUAGAAGAUCAACAUGGUUCUGAGACUUCUACAGCUGUGGAGCUUGAACAAUUAGCAGCUGAUGCCGAUUGUCCAUUAGAAGAUCUUUUGCCUCCCGGAUAUCUCGAAUUCAUCACAUCUAAUUCUUCAGUGAUUUCAGAAGCACAACAUUCGUCAGCCAGUGAGGUUAAGGAUUCUGGCGAACCAUACAAUAGUGAAAGUAUAGAAGCUGAUGCAGUUUGUCAGGUCAUCACAUGCUCUUCUGAAAUCCCUAACGAAUGUCAGUAUCCAGAGAAAAGUGAAGAAACUAAGUCUGAAGUUCAUGUUUCUGUCUUUGAAAAGAAAGAGUUAGAUAUGCCUAAAUUAGAAGUAAGUUUAUCACUGAAAGAAACAAUGAUCAAUUCCGCUAAUAAGAACGAGCCCAACUUCGAAAUCUCCUCAAACACGUUUGAUGUAAAAUCAAACUCACAGUCUCUACUAACUAAAGAGAUUGAAGAUGCUGAUAAUGAAGUGCAACUAGCGAACUCAAAUGUAAACGAGUGUCCAUCAGUAAAAAGGGGUUCUGAAAUAACACUAAAAAGGCUUAUGGAUCACGAAGUAAAUGCUAGUGUAAUGGAAGCUGAAAGUAAUACUAAUGUGGUUCUCACUAACAGUAAAGGCAAAGAAACACAAAAGUCAUCCUGUCAAACAUCUGCGGGUGAACCGAAUAUUGAGUCUACAACGAAUGAAGGAAAAAAUGCUUCCUCAGGAGUUGGCUUAGCUACAGUAUCUUCCCCCUUUCUCCUCUCCGGUGGCAAUCUUAGGGAAUAUCAGUUAGUUGGCUUGUCUUGGCUGGUCGCCACUUAUGACAAGCGUUUAAAUGGAAUCCUCGCUGACGAAAUGGGUCUAGGUAAAACUAUCCAGACGAUUUCACUACUGGCCUAUUUAGCUUGUGAGCGAGGAGUUUGGGGGCCUCAUUUGAUUGUUGUCCCAACUAGUGUUAUUCUCAAUUGGGAGGUGGAAUUCAAACGCUGGUGUCCGUCUUUCAAGAUCCUGACUUAUUUUGGUAACAUGAAAGAAAGAAAAUAUAAAAGAAAGGGUUGGACGAAAACAAAUGCUUUUCAUGUAUGUAUAACAUCAUACAGAUUAGCUAUUCAAGACGCAAUCGCUUUUAAACGUAAAAAAUGGAAAUAUCUCAUUUUAGACGAGGCUCAAAACAUAAAAAACUUCAAAUCUCAACGUUGGCAAACUCUGCUUACUUUCAAUAGUCAGCGGCGUUUACUCCUUACUGGUACACCAUUACAAAAUUCCUUAAUGGAACUCUGGUCCUUGAUGCAUUUUUUAAUGCCAAAUAUAUUUCAAUCUCAUCGAGAUUUUCAAGAAUGGUUUGCCUCACCCAUUACAGGGAUGAUUGAAGGGAAUACUGACCAUAAUGAAUUACUGGUUCAGAGGCUACAUAAAGUUCUUCGUCCUUUUUUGUUACGGCGUCUCAAAGCGGAUGUUGAGCGUCAACUCCCAAAGAAGUACGAACAUGUUAUCAUGUGUAGAUUAUCAAGAAGACAACGGUUUUUAUACGAUGAUUUCAUGUCACUUGGAAGCACUCAGGAAACCUUAAAAUCUGGCCAGUUUCUAUCAGUCAUGAACAUACUUAUGCAGCUACGAAAGGUUUGCAAUCAUCCAAAUCUGUUUGAAACUAGGCCAAUCAUAUCUCCGUUCCGGGUAGCCGAUUCAUAUUUAACAUAUUCUCUUCCAAGAUUGCUGGUAUCUAUGAGUCAUCCCUUCUUAGUAUUUGCCCCGAGCGCGAACGGUAGUCGAAGUGUUUUCGGAUCAGCUUCAGCAUUUUCUGAUCCUGAUUUAGAUUGGUUGGAUACCGCGGGAUUGGUUGCUCGUCUCUUGGGGCAAACGAUGAAUUUAGUCGAAAUGGCUCGGGAUUUACCAGGCUUUGUCGCAAGACGAUGUCAUCAAUUGUGUGCACGAGAAAACUUGAUUACCACUAUUGACUCUAGUGACGUAAUCGAUGAUGUCACUUCUCAGAGAAUACAGUUUAACGAACUGAAGAAAUCCCGAAAAUCUCAAGGAGAAUUUCUGAACAGAUCCCCCUUAUUUGAUUCAAAGUGUUUUGUGUAUUCUGAUGGAUAUUAUCCUGCGCUGUCGUCCCCCACUAAUCUCGAACCCACUAUAGUUAAAGUUGACUUCCCGAAAAAUACUUGGGAUAUUGGUAUGCCAAAGUCCUGCUUACGUCGUCGUUUUGUUGAACGAUGUAACAGAUUGCUGUUGAUGAGUAGAAUUAAUGAACGCCGUUGUGAUUUAACGUUCAAAUCUUAUUCAAAUGAUAUUGGGACGUAUUGGGACCAUGGAACCCACAUUGGGCCAGAUUUGAUUUUUCUCAUUAAUCGUUUGAUGCUUGAAAAACCUGUCGAAAAUCUACAGGAUGUCCACAUGUAUCCUGGUCUCAUUAAUGGCGCAGUUUACUGUCAACAAAGCCUGCGUACCUGGCCGGUAAAGGGCUCUCCUCUAAGCAGUAUUAUAAGUUCUGCGGUUGACCAAAUAUCUUGUUUUGAAGGUAAUCUACAUCAAAUGAGUUCACUCAGUAUGGAAUCCAUUAGCUCUAGACGUACGUCCUGGCUUCGAUCAUCUCGUUCUCUUCGAGAGAUGUUACACAGCCCCGGUGAUUACUUAAAUGAUUUACGCGAAAUUCUCAAAAGGUUCGUUUUUGUAGUGCCUGCUGUUAUAUCAUCGGGUUUUACACUUCAAGUUUCCAAUCAUGCUCUGGAGCAUCAACUUAUCAAUCAAGAAAUUCGGAUUCGAGAUAUGCUUCUAUCCUCAGGGUGUUUACAUCCUUUGUUUUUUCCUAUGAACUCAUCUGAAUAUCAUGAACGAAAAACCUUGAACCGUUUAACAACUUGGAGUCCUCAGAUGUGGUUGAUGCCAUCAAAGUUACAUCAGUUGGUUAUGUCCUGUCGUAUUCAAUUCCCUGAUCCACGUCUGAUACAAUACGACUGUGGAAAACUACAACGACUACAUAGUUUGCUACGUGAACUUAAGUCAGGGAAUCAUCGCGUUCUUAUUUUCACUCAAAUGGCUCGGAUGCUAGAUAUUUUAGAGCAAUUUUUAGCAUAUCAUGGACAUCGUUAUUUACGUCUGGAUGGAACCACGAAAGUGGAACAGCGCCAAGUUUUAAUGGAGCGUUUCAAUCAGGAUAGUCAAAUUUUCGUUUUUAUACUAUCUACUCGUUCUGGGGGUUUAGGAAUCAACCUGACUGGAGCUGACACGGUUAUAUUUUAUGAUUCCGAUUGGAAUCCCACUAUGGAUGCUCAAGCGCAAGAUAGGUGCCAUCGGAUCGGACAAACUCGUGAUGUUCAUAUUUAUCGCUUGAUAAGUGAAAGAACAGUGGAAGAAAAUAUAUUACGGAAAGCUAAUCAAAAACGCUUCCUUAGUGACGUGGCUAUUGAAGGGGGCAAAUUCACUACAGCUUUUUUCAAACAAAAUACCAUAACAGAAUUAUUUGCAGAGCCAUCUGGACUUCAGGAUUUAGCAAAAAUGAAAAGAUCAGCUACUCUUAUAGAGACUUCGCUUUCUCAGUCUGAUAAAAAAUGCAUGGAUUCUGAUUUUAGAAGUGUAUCUCAGUCUGAAGAUCGAGUUGUAGUUACACGUCUUGUCCCAGAAAUUCGUCCCGAUGGUUGCAUGUUAACCUCAGCAUCUGCCUCUCCACGUGGUGUCAGUGCAAAUGAAUCAGCAGGUCUUACAUCAAAUGCUGAAGCCCAGUUGGAAGCUCUGCUUGAUGCUUGUGAAGAAGAAAGUGAUCGUAUUGCCGCCAGACGAGUGUUAGAUGAGGCAAAAGCAGAUUUGGCAGAGUUCGAAGAAAAAUCACCUUACAAUGAAGACAACAAUGAUUCUAUCAUUGCUGAUGAUAAUAAUGGUUCAAAUGUUCCUUCUGUAACAGUUAUAGAACCAUUUUCUCGUCUUCGAAACUGUCUACAGCAAUCAGAUGAAGACAAUGCUGCAUCACAAAAUACAAAUGAAACAUUGGAAACAAUCGAGCAAAUUGUGGAACGUGAGUUACUUGGCUUCGAAUCCCAGUUAAAACCUGUUGAGCGAUUUGGAGUUCGGCAAGUUGAAGAGCAAAGAGAACAUAUGCUAAAUGAACAGUUAGAUAUGGCUGACGCCGAAUUAAUAGAGUCCGAAAAGGUAUGGCAUCUUGAAAAACUGAAAGCCUUACAUGAGGCAGACGAACAGCGAGCUGAUUCAGAAGAUGAUGACAUGUUUUACUGUUGCGGUAAAUAUGAUCUCUCCAGCCAGUUAGCUGAAUUGGAACGUUUAGAGAGAAUCCGUAUGGAGGAAACUAAUGAUGCAGAUGCGUCGAUUAACCUUUUAGAUUCUGGACAGAUAUUUUCUAGUGGCCGAUCCAAAUAUCCUAGGAAGCGACCAUAUGAUUCGUGUUCAGCUGCACAUAAAGUCCAAGCUCGACAGGUAGUGUGUCCACGACUUUCACGGACAAACAAGUCAACGAGGUCUUCAGGUGUUGGAAAGGUGCCUAAACGACUGAGGUUGGAUAAACCGAAAAAACCGAUAGAUAUUACAUUCGUUUGUGACAAUGAAAAAGACGAAAUAAACAUCAAUCGAGAUAUUAGUAAAAGAGGCAAGUCUACAAAUCAGCCAACACAAAUUAAUAUUAUUGAAAGUAGUAAAACUGGAAUCGAGGCAUUUGUUGAGAAAAUGCAUUUUCCACCGACGGUCCACACCAAAAGAUUUCAUAAGUCUGGUAUUCGAAAUAAUCUCUACUCACAAAACAAUAAUCCUCAAUCUAAAACUGGUGCAUUUUUACAACAGGAUGUAAUGUCUUCCAGUAAACUCGAAAAGAAUUAUUUAUCAUCCCGGUCGUAUCCGAUUCCAGAACUCUCUGAAGAGAAUGUAAGCUACAAAGGAUCGGAAGAGAUCCAUCAUUUCGACCAAUCACAUUCGCAAUACAAUAGAUCAUCUACUCAAACUCAGAAAAGGAUAGACAGACGAAAUACAGAAUGUGAUCUUCCAGAUAAAGUGUUUCGAUUUGAUGCACCGAAUUCUGUGUUUUCUUCCAACCACUACGAUCCUGAAAAUGUGGCGCAUGAGGAAAUUGUUGAAGCUAAUAAUUUAGUUGAGUUACCUUUCAAUCAACAGUCAAAUAAUGUUCUCACAGACGCAUUCGAGGUUUCUGUGGGGAGUUCAACUAAAUUACAGUCUGAACGAAUACCUGGUUUUCACAAUGAUAUCUCUGUAAGUACAUCUCUUUUCAUAUUCACUUUAAUAUUAUAGUUAAUCAGCUUAUUUCAGGUGAAAUUUGUUACUGAGAAUCUGGGAUACAUUGUCUUUAAGACACGUAUGCUAUGAAAAGUGUGUUGGUAACAGUAUGUUUCAAAAAUUUAUUUUUUUAUUGUCACAUUCUUCAGUUAUAGAUCAUAUAGUUCAGAUCCCAUAUUUUUUCUUAUUACUUAAACUCUAAUAUAUUAACUAUCGAAUGAUUACUGAUCAUUAGGGUCUCUGUGAGUUGUCUUUGGAUCAAUUAGUGAUCUGUUUACCCUAUGUUCUAUGGACUUGGUGUUCUGAAGAAACGUAGAUUAAGUACGAUAAAUUUUGUGAACAGUAAAACUAGUGUCUGUCCAAAUAUUAACUCUAUUUAUUGUUGUGUAUUUCCUGUAGUGUGUAAACUUCAUUUACACUUUGAUGUUCUGAUGUUUCUUCUAGGCUUCAGAAGGGCUCAGUGCUACUGGUAUAUCAUGUUCGAAAUAUGUUGGACCAUCAACCACCACUACUCCUGGUAUACAUUUACAAAACAGGUACCAAAAGUCACCGGAUAUACCGUUUCGUCUGUUGAGCCCGACGACCCCGUUGGUUCAGCAUCCUCCGGAGCCCAUGAUUCCUGUUCAGUCUAUUCCCGAUGGAAGUCACCUGAAUUUAACAGCAAGACAAGUAUUGGCUUCAACUGGCCAACCUGUGUUUGUAAUUACCCGCCAAAUGAAAACACCGUCGGGUAAGUUUUGCAUGCCUACUUAGUUUCCGAAUUUUCAAGCAAGGAUGAUCGUCGUUUUUAUGAAAAUCCUCAUUAGUUAUGUGAUAAGUCAUAAAAUAAAUCCGAUGUACGUAAAAUGUUUUAGGACGUAAACAACGUCUCUUUAACCAUGUUUUUCAAAGCAUAAUGACGUCGUUCGGAGAUAAGACUUCCCGCACUGAAAAUCUUAAGAUGGAUAUUUGCUAAAAUUUCACUUUGUAAGCUUAAAUAACAUCGAUUUAUUGUGUAUCCUAUAGUUUUUCAUGAUUAUUCGUACUUCAGGCGCAACCAAACUUGAAAUUUUUAUUUCAGAGGCUUUAAUGGUAGUUGGAGUUGGACGUAAUCCCAUACCAUUGGUAUCGAUCGCUGAUCUUCCUAGUUUGUAAGAAAAAACCGUAUCAUUCUUUCAACAGCCCAAGAGGAGUGAUUUUCACUAGUGUGGAUUUUAGGACUUUAGCUUUCAUAGUCAUCGACAUCUGACUCCAUCUCAGGAAUGACAAACCCAGGAACGCAAGACCAAUUUUAUCUUUCGUAGUGGACUUGUUGAUCGAAUUUUUUCUCGUCCUUUUUCCAGAUAUAAUUACUUUACCAUUUAGUGAGUACACUUACAAAUUACGAAGCCUUUGAGAUACUUAUCAUGACAAUAAACGUUCAGAAUGUGUUUUCUAGCUGGUAUUUGCUUUGAUAACCAAGUCUAAAAUCUGGUUAGUUAACAUUGUCUUUUUCUUGCAGGCGAAAUAUAUCAACAACGCUUUACCCAUCCCGUUGUUCCGCCAUCACAGUUUACACGCAUGGUUUAUCGAUUACAAAAGCCGUUGGGGAUCUCUUCUCGAACCUCUACAAUUUUAGAAACUAAUCGUAUUCGACAACCUCAACUACCGACCGAAUCUUCAAUAACUUGUAGACCGGCAAUGUUGAGUAAUCCUCCUACUGCAGGUGCGUUAGUUAUGAGACCAGUCGCUAAAACUGUAAAUGCAAACGUGUCUCCUGAUUCUGGAUUACUGGAUAUGACAACCUCUGUAAAGCAUUUUUCUCAACCUCCCCAAUUUUCAGCGAAUGGCAUUAAGUGUGCAACAAGCAUUCCUGUGAUAAGAAUGAUUAAUUGUGACACUAACAAAACAAGUCCUAUCAUACGACUGGUCUCCUCAGAAAUAAAUCAUAUCAACAAUGAUGUGACCCAUUCACAUAAUUCUCAGUCGGUUUCAGCCCUACUUACGCCAACUAAUACUGUUCGAAUCGGGAACACUGUACGACUCAUUCCCAAUCACAUUCCCAAUUCCAAUGCACAGGUUAUUAGAUUACAGCGUGUAGUCUCCAACUUGACGCAUCCCAAAAACACGUGAUCUUCAACUAAGAAAAGAAACCAAUCAUUUGGUCGUCAAUGUAUAUAUAUUUGUGAAUAUAAUGUAUCUAAAUUGUACAAUAUUGUAUAGUUACUUCAUAAGAUUUUGUCUGAAAUAAAAUUCUUAUGAU
Schistosoma spindalis is the source of this 8755-nucleotide messenger RNA. NCBI's taxonomy places the organism in Eukaryota, Metazoa, Platyhelminthes, Trematoda, Strigeidida, Schistosomatidae. The record is from the annotation of a GenBank genome assembly.